CCCGACACACACACAGUCCGUGGGGGAGAGAACUCAAUUGUAAACAGUUGCAAUGUGACGUGCGGAGGAAUACUAGAGUUUAGACGGGAAUGCAGCACCUUUCCAAAUAACACAGAAAUAAAUCAUGGAACUUACACGUCUCAUUGUGAUCUUGGCCCAGUGCGUAUGGCCCUUGUGGACUCAAGUCAUCCACCUCACGGACAUGUAUGGCACAAUCAAGUCUCCAAACUUUCCUGAGUCCUAUCCGAAAGAGGUAGAGCUUCAGUGGAAUAUAACUAUGCCGGAUGGAUAUCAAAUCCGACUCUAUUUUAUGCACUUUGACAUAGAGCCGUCAUACCUAUGUGAGUACGACUACUUGAAGGUAUACUCAGAGACUGAGGAGCUGGCUGUGUUUUGUGGAAAAGAGAGUACAGACACAGAACAGGUCCCAGCUGAUGGUGUCAUCGUGUCCCCUAGAAACAUGCUCAGUGUUGCGUUCCGUUCGGAUUUUUCCAAUGAGGAACGCUACUCUGGAUUUGAGGCUCACUUUAGUGCGGUUGACGUAGAUGAAUGCAGAGACAGAAAUGAUGAAGAUGUUGUCUGUGAUCAUUUCUGUCAUAACUACAUUGGUGGCUUCUACUGUUCCUGUCGUUACGGGUUCCUGCUUCAUUCUGACAACAGAACUUGCAAAGUGGAGUGUAAUGAAAGCGUGUACACAGAGCGCUCUGGAGAGAUCACCAGUGCUGAUUUCCCUAAACCAUACCCCAAGAGCUCUGACUGCAUGUACCGCAUUGAGCUGGAGGAGGGUUUUCAAAUCACUCUUCAGUUUGAUGACACCUUUGACAUCGAAGACCACCCUGAAGCCACAUGCCCCUACGACUUUGUCAAAAUUAAUGCAGGAGACAAGGAGUUAGGCCCAUUUUGUGGUGAGCAGUCACCAGGGAAGAUCCAGACAGGAAGUAACAUCGUCAAAAUCCAGUUUCACAGUGACAACUCUGGAGAGAAUCUCGGCUGGAAACUCACUUACACCUCCACCGGUUCUGAAUGCUCUCCUCUUGCUGCGCCUCUUAAUGGACACCUGGAGCCUCUGCUGUCUAAUUACAUCUUCAAAGAUCACAUUACACUGACCUGUGACCCUGGAUACUCGCUGAGACAGGGUGAUAAAGAAUUUGAGCAUUAUCAGAUUGAGUGUCAGAUGGAUGGGAAAUGGAGCAGUGACGUCCCGCUGUGCAAAAUGGUUGACUGUGGUCCAGUAGAUGUAGUUCUGGGUGAAGUGGUUUUUGAAAGUUCUGGAAACACUACUGUAUUUGGAUCCAGAAUCCAGUACAGCUGCAGAGACUCUCCCCAUGUCAACAACACUUACACCUGUCGUCAGAGUGGGAAAUGGGAGAGUGAGGACGGGACGCCACUGCCCACCUGUCUACCAGAAGAUUUCGAAAGAACCUCGAGUACCAAUCCUGAAUCUCAACGUCCCACUCCACUAGCAAGCACUCCUCUCGUAUGUGGUGAACAAUCACAGCUCUUCCCAGCCUUGCAAAAGCGAAUCGUUGGAGGGAGAACAGCAUCUCCUGGUCUGUUCCCCUGGCAGGUUCUCCUCUCAGUAGAGGAUGUGUCCCGUGUCCCUGAGGACCGCUGGUUUGGCAGCGGCGCUCUCCUCUCCCCCACCUGGGUUCUCACAGCCGCUCACGUGCUCAGAUCUCACCGCCGUGAUCUUUCCGUCGUCCCUGUUGCUUCUGAACACAUCCGAGUGCACUUAGGCCUCACAGACACACGGGAUAAGCACCUGGCCACCAAUCGGUCUGUAGUCAAAGUCAUCCUCCAUCCUCACUUUGAUCCUCAAAACUAUAACAACGACAUUGCUCUGGUUAAACUCAGCCAGGAGGUGGUGCUGUCUCCGUUAAUACAGCCCGUCUGUCUGCCAAGACCUGGUGUAGAAGGUCAUGCCCUGAUGCCUCUGCCCAACACAUUGGGCAUAGUAGCCGGUUGGGGCAUCAACACGGCCAAUGCUUCUGCCUCCACCAGUGGCCUGACCUCAGAUUCCAGCUCCGUCUCCGAGCUGCUCCAGUAUGUGAAACUCCCAGUUGUGCCGCAGGACGAAUGUGAAGCUAGUUAUGCGUCCCGCUCCGUAAACUACAACAUCACCAGUAAUAUGUUCUGCGCUGGCUUCUACGAGGGCGGACAGGAUACUUGUUUGGGAGACAGUGGAGGAGCGUUUGUCACCCAGGACACCCGCAGUAGGAGAUGGGUGGCACAAGGACUGGUGUCCUGGGGUGGACCAGAGGAAUGUGGCAGUCAGAGGGUGUAUGGGGUGUACACUCGGGUGGCAAACUAUGUUCACUGGCUACACAGGCACAUGGAUGUAGCCCGCUGGUGGUGAGAGAGUUGAAAAAGUGCAGUGGAGCUGGAAGUCUCUCCAUAUAUUCUUAUUUUGUCACUAUUAUAAUUUUCCACAAACUAACUUAACGUGAGGCAAGAAGUACACCCAGAAGUGUCACAUUCACUUCUUUUUUAUGGACAUUUUAUAUUUUAUUUGUCUGUUUUUUAAGGCUUUGGCUAGCAGUCUGGGGAUUUAUUUGUAGUACAGAUGGUAUGAAUUUGCGCCGGCCGCUUGAAUCAACUAGAAAGAACUAUAUUUUAAUAUUCAUCAAGACAAUAGCAUUGUACUCACCUCAUAUUUGGCCCUGUGCUUGGAUCCUUCAUCAUUUUUCAUCAUCUGCUGUUGUUUAAAACUUACACUAAACAGUCUUAAAAUCUUAUCGCAUUACACUGCCGUUCAAAAGUUUGGGGUCAGUAAGAGUUCUAAGAUUUUUUUUUUUUAAACAAAUUAUUACUUUUAUUCAGCAAGGAUGCAUCAAAUUGAUCAAAAGUGACAGUAAAGACAUUUAUAAUGUCACAAAAGAUUUCUAUUUCCAGUAAAUUACUUUCUUUCUUACUUUCAGAGAAUCUUGAAAAAAAUAAUCACUGCUUCCACAAAAAUAUUCAAGAGCCAAUGUCAAGAUUGAUAAUAACAAUAAAUGUUUUUUGAGCUUCAGUCCGCAUAUUAUAAUGAUUUAUGAAGGAUCAUGUGACACUGAAGACUGGAGCUGAAAAUUCAGGUUCUCCAUCACAGAAAAAAAUUAAGUUUUAAAAUAUAUUCAAAUAGAAAACAGUUAUUUUAAAUUGUAAUAAUAUUUCACAUUAUUACUGUUUUUACUGUAUUUUUGUAGAAAUAAAUGCAGUCUUGGUGAGCAUAAGAGACUUCUUUCAAAAACAUUAAUAUUUCUUACCAACCCCAAAUAUUUGAACAACACCAUAUAUAUAAUGAUAUAAAUCAUUUAAACCUGAUGAAAUUUGUAGUUUUAUACACCUACAUAAUAUCUUAGUAAUUCUUAGUAAUUUAUAAUGCUAUACUUUAUAAAAAUGCACUCCUAUUAAAAGCCACUAGACGCACUGAUUUUGUUAUACCGUUUUGUUAUACAUUAUAUGUAAUUUGAAUGAAAUAAAUGUUUUAAGAAACC
This is a messenger RNA of Labeo rohita (rohu), 3476 nucleotides long. RefSeq names its product MBL associated serine protease 1 (gene masp1). Gene Ontology annotation, cellular component: extracellular region; blood microparticle. Gene Ontology annotation, biological process: complement activation; zymogen activation. Gene Ontology annotation, molecular function: calcium ion binding; serine-type endopeptidase activity. The transcript is spliced from 12 exons. The record is from RefSeq and is a predicted model, not a curated record. Bases 125 to 2356 code for a protein of 743 amino acids. NCBI's taxonomy places the organism in Eukaryota, Metazoa, Chordata, Actinopteri, Cypriniformes, Cyprinidae.